This is a messenger RNA of Hyaloscypha bicolor E, 480 nucleotides long. RefSeq lists its product as uncharacterized. The coding region runs from base 1 to 480 and encodes 159 amino acids. Lineage: Eukaryota; Fungi; Ascomycota; Leotiomycetes; Helotiales; Hyaloscyphaceae. The record is from RefSeq and is a predicted model, not a curated record. The transcript has 2 exons.
AUGUCAUUGGCGGCCAUCGAGGCAAGUAUGGGGCAGUGUUCCGAAAACACAUCAGACUUAGGUCAAGAGGCCAACACGAGCCGCCAAUUCUUUCGAAUUGGAGAUACUUUCCAAAUUGAAACAUGUGCGGGGCAAGUCUGCAUAUUGAUGAAAAAGGAUUCAUCCAACCACAGAAGCUUUAUUCCUAGCUUCCGAAGAGAAUCAAGGACAAUUAUGGUCGAACAAGAGCAACAAGCCAAAUGUAAGCGGCUCGAGACUCGUAUCGACUCCCCCAAUCGGCCCUCACACCCCUUCACAUCGGCAGCGGCGACACGAAAUCACACACCGAUGGGAAGAUGGGAGAGCGAGAAGGCAGAAGACCAGCCAUGGAAUGUACUUACUGCCUCCAAGACCGACUCGGGUUGGAGAGAAUGUUUCGGUUUGCAAGUCACAUCUUCCACGAAGGGAGAACAAGGAAGUGUUGGUGAAGAAACAAAAUGA